Molecule: messenger RNA, 2239 nt
Organism: Vidua macroura (Pin-tailed whydah)
Lineage: Eukaryota; Metazoa; Chordata; Aves; Passeriformes; Viduidae
Gene: ELP3
Product: elongator acetyltransferase complex subunit 3
Exons: 15
Coding region: 80-1732 (550 amino acids)
Biological process (GO): tRNA wobble base 5-methoxycarbonylmethyl-2-thiouridinylation
Cellular component (GO): cytoplasm; nucleus; elongator holoenzyme complex
Molecular function (GO): iron-sulfur cluster binding; acyltransferase activity, transferring groups other than amino-acyl groups
Source: RefSeq, a predicted model, not a curated record
CUUUACGCCGCUUUCGCGACGGCGCCGGGCGGUGUUGCUUUACGGCAGCGCGGCGGGCUAGGCCGCGGGAUCCGCCGGGAUGAAGCAGAAAAAGAAAAAUGGGAAAGGGGAGCUGAGGCAGGCCGAGCUGAUGGUGAUGACCAUCGCUGACAUCAUAAAGCAGCUCCUGGAGGCUCACGAGCAGGGAAAGGACGUGGAUCUCAACAAGCUGAAGACCAAAACCUCGGCCAGGUACGGGCUGGCGGCGCAGCCGCGGCUCGUCGACAUCAUCGCGGCCGUGCCGCCGCAGUUCCGGAAGGUUCUGCUGCCAAAGCUCAAGGCCAAGCCCGUCAGGACGGCCAGCGGGAUCGCCGUGGUGGCCGUGAUGUGCAAACCCCACCGCUGCCCCCACAUCAACUUCACGGGCAACAUCUGUGUGUACUGCCCAGGGGGGCCUGACUCUGAUUUUGAAUAUUCCACCCAGUCCUACACAGGAUAUGAGCCAACAUCCAUGAGGGCCAUCCGGGCUCGGUACGAUCCCUACCUCCAGACGAGGCACAGAGUGGAGCAGCUGAAGCAGCUGGGCCACAGCGUGGACAAAGUGGAAUUUAUCGUGAUGGGUGGCACUUUCAUGGCUUUACCUGAGGAUUACAGAGAUUAUUUCAUCAGGAACCUGCACGACGCCUUGUCGGGUCACACUUCCAACAACGUGGCAGAGGCCGUCAGGUACUCGGAGAGGAGCCUGACCAAGUGCGUGGGGAUCACCAUCGAGACGCGGCCGGACUAUUGCCUGCGGCCCCACCUGAGCGCCAUGCUGGCCUACGGCUGCACCCGCCUGGAGAUCGGCGUGCAGAGCGUCUACGAGGACGUGGCCCGGGACACCAACAGGGGUCACACGGUGAAGGCCGUGUGCGAGUCCUUCCACCUGGCCAAGGACGCUGGCUUCAAGGUGGUGGCCCACAUGAUGCCAGACUUGCCCAACAUGGGGCUGGACAGGGACAUGGACCAGUUUUUUGAGUUUUUUGAGAACCCCGCAUUCCGCCCCGACGGGAUGAAGCUCUACCCCACGCUGGUGAUCCGCGGCACCGGGCUCUACGAGCUCUGGAAAACCGGGAGAUACCGGAGUUACCCCCCCAGCACCCUGGUGGAUCUGGUGGCCAGGAUCCUGGCCCUGGUGCCGCCCUGGACGCGCGUGUACCGUGUCCAGAGGGAUAUCCCGAUGCCUCUGGUCAGCUCCGGGGUGGAGCACGGGAACCUGAGGGAGCUCGCCCUGGCCAGGAUGAAGGACCUUGGGACACAGUGCCGCGACGUGAGGACGAGGGAGGUCGGAAUUCAGGAAAUCCACCACAAAGUGAGGCCCUACCAGGUGGAGCUGAUCCGUCGGGAUUACGUGGCCAACGGGGGCUGGGAGACCUUCCUGUCCUACGAGGAUCCCGAGCAGGACAUCCUGGUGGGGCUCCUGCGCCUGCGGAAAUGCUCCCCGGAGUCCUUCCGCCCCGAGCUCAAGGGCGGCGUCUCCAUCGUCCGGGAAUUGCACGUCUACGGCAGCGUGGUGCCCGUCAGCAGCCGGGAUCCCUCCAAAUUCCAGCACCAGGGAUUCGGAAUGUUGCUGAUGGAGGAGGCGGAGAGGAUCGCCAAGGAGGAGCACGGGGCACGGAAAAUUGCCGUAAUUUCAGGUGUCGGCACCAGGAAUUACUACAGGAAGAUCGGCUACGAGCUGGAAGGGCCCUACAUGGUGAAAAGGCUGGAAUGAUGAUCCCGGAGAGCCUCAUCCUGGAAGAGGAGCAGGAAGGACGCAACGCUCAUCCCGGGAAUAACGCUCAUCGCAGGACUCGCUUCUGCCAGAGCCCACGGCUGCAAAGAGCUCCGGAGUUGGACUUGAUGAUCCCUCCUAAUUCCAUGAUUUUAGGAAGUAGGGCAUCAUCUCCUCUGGAGAGCAGCCCUGGGAUCAUCCCGUUCCCCCCAAGAGGCUGGGGACAUUCCAGGUGUCUCAUCAGCCGGGUUAAUCCUGCUGCAGCCUGGGGAUGGGCUGGGAUCAUCCUGUUCCCCCUGGACAUUCCCAGUGUCUCGCUACCUUGGUUAAUCCUGCUGCAUCCUCGGGAUGGGCUCCAGUGCUUGCAUUUGAGGGAUGAAAUUCCAGGAUUUGGGGUGGCCUGGUGGGAAAAACGCCUUUUUCCUGCUGCUGUCAGCUUUUAUUGGUUCUGCGUUAAAACUCUGCGUGUUACUCUGGACGGGAAUAAAUUCCAGGCUUAUUUAUUUA